CAGCUACAGAACCUUUUGGAACACCACACCAGAGAUGAUGGCGAUCUGAUUUAACAUUGUUGAUGAGAACAUGCUGGGUUCUGUUGUUCAGAUAAAAAGAGAACCAGUUAAGGCCAGUUCCAGUAAUUCCAUAGCGUGAAGAUAAACGUUGGAUGAGAUGCUCAUGGUUGAUAGUGUCAAAUGCAGCUGAAAAUCUAACAGCACGAGGAUUGCUUCCUUAUGGUUGUCCAGUGCACGUAAGAUUUCGUCCUGCACACAUACCAUCUGUGUGACUGUUAUCCUGCUUGUUUCUGCUAAGCAGUUUGUAUUUUAUGCUUAGUGCAGUCACUCUCAGAAAUAUCCAAGACGUAAUUUGCUCAACUAGGUCUUGGGCCAUGGUCCAAGAUUGAGUUGUGCUUUGCCUGAUGAAUAUCACAAACCUGGUUUUACUUGGCGUAUACAGGGCAUACGCGUACUACUCCUGAAUCAAACUUGUACGGGUAGCUUUACACAAUGUAAGCGUAGUAGUUUGGUGUACUGUACAGCUAGGUCUUGGGGCUUUGGUUCAAGACUGAGUUGUGCUUUGCCUGACUGAUGAAUAUAACAAACCUGUGAAUUUUUAUUGGAACAGGACAACGAAAAGUACAAUUUUAUAUUUACAAGGGGUUAUAGUCGUUCUUCCUUAUAAAACUUGUACUAGUACAUGAAGCUUAAAAAAUACAAAAUGUAUGCGUACAGUAGUUGGUGUACUGUACAGCUAGGUCUUUGGGCUUUGGUUCGAGACUAAGUUGUGCAAAAAACCAGCGUGAACCAGUGAUAAGACAAGAUCACUGGUCCCUGCUUGCUAUGCACUGAAGGACUAAGCUUGUACAUUGUAUUGGCCCUGAUAUGUGACAUUUCUUUGCUUUAAUUCGGACAACUUUUAGUUCCAUAAUAAAUAGUAAAAUUUAUUUGGGCAAAGAAUUAACUUCUUGCUCUAUUGUAUGAAUGUGGAAACAUUAAAAACAUAAUAAACAAGAAAAACAUACUUUAAGUAAUAUUCAGUGGGAUUCCCAGACAGGGGAGCAUAUUUUUUUAGUCAAAAACUUAACUGUAACUUAGGCUUAUAUCUCCCAUUAUUCGGUUUCCUCAGGCCUGGAAUUUGAACUACCCCCUGACAGGGCCUUUUCAUUUUGCAAAUAGAAUUUCUGGUGGAAAUCUGAAAGAUUUUGUUUGUAACUUUUGACGGGCACCAAGGCCAAGACCGGGGCAAUGUGGCCUCUGUGUAAUGGAGACAUGAUUCUUUUAGAAAUAUAUUAACGUAGGUGGUACAUGUAGCAUGUAGGAAUAUAGCUAGGUCCCGGGUCAGUGGUCUGGUGCUGAGUUAUAUUUCCCCCUCGCAAUGCAACCCUUUUUGGCACCCAAGUGGUUCAUUUGCUUUGGCUGUAUUGAAUCUUUCUGUUUAAAAAGAUGAGAUUUACAAAAGCUAAGAACAAUGUCAAUGUCAAAAAUACUGAUAAAAACAGGGACAAUUCACUAACAGAAUUUUCAUUUUACAAAGUAGAAAGUAUACAAUAACGACAAUCAAAUGUUACAAUGUUUAAAAAUACUGCCUAAAAGAUGAGCAGUAAGGCGGGACAUAAGACUUACACCGAUUAGGUUAGCAACUCCCAAAAAUGUUAUUUAAAAACGGCUUACUGUAAUCGGGUCCUUAAAAAACACAACACAAACAAAUAAAUACAAUGACAAUAUGAAGAUAAAGAAGAAGAUCUAUAGAUGGUCUCUAUGACCUGGUGGAAUUUCUGUGUGUUUAGGUGUUUCAAUACAAAUCAAUCUAAUUAACAUUGAACUGAGAAAAUUUCUUUACUCUUCCGAUUCGGCAAUAAAUACCAGAAUGGCAUAGGUGGUGUUUAUGCGAUCGGGGACAGCCGGAGACGAAGUAAUCUCGACCAUCUGUUCCUUAUAUCUGGUUGCUAUCAGGUCUUUUUGGGCGACAAUGCUCUGCCCAAUAACGACCAGAGAGGGGCGGGCAUUGACGGCCUCUUUCUCCACUGCAAAUCUUCUGCUUUCUGCCUCUGUCUGAGCUGCGGUGAGGCGUCGCUCGUAUCUUGCAAAGGGGAUUAUGACAGCCCUACUCAGUGCUCUUAUGAUUGAUGAUGGAAGGUUAAUUUUAUAAAAAUAUUUAAUUACUUUUUAACUUUUUAAAAACCUAAAUAAGGCUUUUGAAUUUAAUAAAUGUCUAGCAGUUUUCUCAUUAGUUAGUUGAAAUCUAUGAUCUAAUUAAGAUCUUCGUGAGGGAAAUGUAUUAAAGAAAAGAGGACUAAAUGAAUGACACAAUGACCACAUUUGGACUCGUCAAUUUCGAUGGUCAUGCCCAGCCCACCGAUCCCCUUGCUGCACCUUCUUUUUUUGAUGACACAAAGACAAACUUCACGUCAAAAAGUAAACCAGUCCUUGACAGAUUUACUACAAGUACGUUAACCUUCGUGGACUGAUGUUUCUCUGAUUGCUGCAGAGGUUGCCGCUCUUACCGCCCGUUAGUAGUUGAGCUUGAGGAUUUUCUUCAGUGACAUCUUGCUAUGAUGCUCUGCCCAAUAGCAACCAGAGAGGGGAGGGCAUGCAGCCUCUUUCUCCACUGCAGAUCUUCUGCUUUCUGCCUCUAUCUGAGCUGCGGUGAGGCGUCGCUCGUAUCUUUCAAAAGGGAUUAUGACAGCCCUACUCAGUGCCCUUAUGAUUGAUGGAAGGUUAAUUUUAUAAAAAUAUUUAAUUACUUUUAAACUUUUUUUAAAUCUAAAUAUUCAAGGCCUUUGAAUUCAGUAAAUGUCUAGCAGUUUUCUCAUUAGUAAGUUAUUAUCAUCGAUGCUACUUGAAAAUGAUCCCCCAUCUUUACAUAGUCAAGUCAGGAUAUCGUAGAUUUCAGGGGAGAGUAGGAGACCUUGUUUGUCUUCGGAAAGUUGUUUUGAAGAGACCGGAUGGUAUGGCGCACUGGAUGAUGAAGGGAGUCAGUUCCUUGUCCUGUAUAAGUUGAUGAAGUGGAGAUGAAGCAGUGAUGCGGAUGGCAAGCCAUGUUACUCGCUUCUUGAAGCCAACUCUGUUGUAGAGUGUAUUUAUAGGAAAAGAAGAGGUGUUUUGAUAGAGAAAACUGAAGACUGAGACGAAAGGCUUUCUUCAAUUGUUUCAGACGGGAAACAAACAGGAGGAAUACACUGCAUUCCCAAAAUCUGCUCCCUGUCUGGACUCAAAAUGAAGCCAUCACUUCGUAAGAAGCGGAUCUUCCCAAGUAACUUAGGCGACCGUUUAUCGGUUAGCUUCGCCGUCUGUGAGCUGUUCGUAGAGGGCUUCUUUGAACUGUUGGUAAUUCUGCCUCGUCUGUACCCAGAAGCCACCACAUCUUACUGGCUAAGUGUCGCAUUCGGCCUGUUUCUAUUCGUCAAUACACUCGGUAACAUGUUUAUGUCGAUGGCCACCGACCUAUCGUCCGGGAUCUCGAUAUUGCCUUCCGUCUUAAAACCAUCGUGGAGCUACUGCCCCAUUUGCAUGAAGAACUCCCCGCCGCGUUCUUUCCACUGCUUCCAGUGCAACGCGUGCAUCCUGAAACGUGACCACCACUGCCUGUUUAUCGGCAACUGCGUCGGCCACGCCAAUCAACGCUACUAUUUGAUGAGCGUCAUGUAUAUCAGCUUCGGGGCCCUUUACGCGAAUUAUCUGAACAUGGACUUGGCAUUGGAGAGUGUCGCAAAAAACCUAAACUUUAAGACGUUGAUAGCGUCGUUCACUCCGAUCUUCGGUUGGCUGCUCGGCUUAACGGAGUCGACGUCGUUUUUCAUCGCAUUCCAGAGUGGCACUUGUGUUCUAGCAUCCAUUGCAUUUACAAUCCUCUUCAUAUUCCAUUUACGUAUCACAUUACGAGGGCAGACUACGCAUGAACUUCGCCGAAUCCGAGACCGGUCCUACGACCUCGGUGUUGUGGACAACCUUCGAGAGGCUCUUGGUACCCGCUGGUACCUGGUGUGGAUAUUUCCUGCAAUCAGUUCUCCGCUUCCGAGUGAUGGCCUCCAUUUUAGGAAGCGUGAUUCGACUUUACUUGAAAAUGUCAAGGACAUGUGACUAGAUUUAUAAAACCUUUAUAACAAUUUGUACAAUCAUUUUCUAGUGUCCCUGGGGGGCCUCUCUCAAACCUUGGCCUGUGCUCCAGGCUGUCUGCUGAUGUUCGAACCACUGCGUGCAAAAUAUACGCUGCUCCAAAAAUGUAGACAGCUGGCGGUCAGGUUCAUACUCGCCAUGAUUCAAAUUUGUGUGCAGCACGGGGUCCGCAAGCCAGAGACGGAGCCCAAGCCGAGGUUUGAGAAAGGACCCAUGUGUUGAAUUGAUAGAUUCUUGCUACCAUACUUUGAGUAAGUUCGGGUGAGCGACUAGACUUGACCAGAGACCGAAUAUUGGGUCCAGAAACUGUGAUGUAGAUCUCGAUGCUCCAUGUGCAUUGUUCUAUAUAGUCAAUCUCCCUGUGCUCUUUGGUUUCUGGUUAAUGUGGUAAGGUCUAGUUGAGUGGAGUCGCACCUGAACUUGCUCCAAGUAGAACCAAAUUUGAAAGUACAUGAAGUAGGAUUAGAAGCUUUGCAUGGGUGGAGUGCAAUCAGGUGAGGUUUGCAGUAGCACCACGUUUGCACCAUUUAAUAUUGGUAUUAACUCAAAAUAAUUAUUAGCAUAAAACCUUACUUGGUAACGAGUAAUGGGGAGAGGUUGAUAGUAUAAAACAU
Messenger RNA from Asterias rubens (European starfish), 4715 nucleotides. Its product is annotated as probable palmitoyltransferase ZDHHC24. The record is from RefSeq and is a predicted model, not a curated record. NCBI's taxonomy places the organism in Eukaryota, Metazoa, Echinodermata, Asteroidea, Forcipulatida, Asteriidae. Bases 3202 to 4065 code for a protein of 287 amino acids. Gene Ontology annotation, molecular function: palmitoyltransferase activity. The transcript has 3 exons.